Necator americanus (New World hookworm) is the source of this 516-nucleotide messenger RNA. RefSeq lists its product as uncharacterized. Bases 1 to 516 code for a protein of 171 amino acids. The record is from RefSeq and is a predicted model, not a curated record. Lineage: Eukaryota; Metazoa; Nematoda; Chromadorea; Rhabditida; Ancylostomatidae. The transcript has 4 exons.
AUGUCCACUACUCUGACUGAGUCUUGCAGACUCGCCUGUCGUAAGCUUGCUCGCACUGCAUUGCUCAUGUCAUCCGAAAUAAAAGGCAGAAAGGGAUCUUUGUUGCUUGUUCUAGCCUGUGGCACCGCCGCUCAAUUGCAUGGCUCCGAUUUGAAUGAGAGACCUUUGCUGGGUACCCAUUGGACUGAGCAAUGCGGUGCUCAUCGCAGACAGUGUCAUGACAACACCCCUUUCAACAUAGCUGUCACUAUCUUGGCACGCGAAUCAGACGUUCUAGCACGAAAAACAUUGGAAGCGUUUUAUAUCACGGCCAAAAGUCCUAUCAUGAAUCGUAAAGAAGAAUGCAUCGCUGUGACCAACGAGCUGGCGCCAUAUCAGGACCUUUGCGGCGGCGCAACUCUCACAACUGGUGGUCCGCUAACAUCACGAUUUCGUGGCUAUCAAGGCUCUGAAGAAGGCGACGACGCCGAAACGUUAGCCAGAAUAAAGAUCAAUAACAAUCUUGGUUCAGCUUAA